CCGGAGGACCUUAAGCCACUUUUUCUUUUUUUGGUUGUUUCAGUUUAAAAAAAAAAAAAAAACUCAAGAAAUGAAAAGAGAAGAGACUACAAAGAAUCGGCAUUUCCUCGCCGAUAAAAGAUGGUUUAUGCCUAUUACCAUAGCCGGCUUUAUUGCCGGGACGAUACUUAUCUCGAGCUUCAUAAAAACCGCCGAUUACUCCAUACUAUGUUCGCUCGCCAAAACCAGAUCCAUAGCCGUAGAGGAAUACUCCUCCUCGCCGGUCCAACUCCAAGCUAUCAUCCACUACGCCACUUCAUCAAUAGUCCCGCAGCAGAACUUCAAGGAGAUCUCCGUAACCUUUGACGUACUCAAGAAACGCUCUCCUUGUAAUUUCCUCGUCUUUGGGCUCGGCUACGACUCCCUCAUGUGGACCUCCCUCAAUCCCAAUGGCAACACUAUUUUCCUGGAAGAGGAUCCCAAAUGGGUUCAGUCUGUGCUCAAAGACGCCCCGAUCCUCCAAGCUCACGCGGUAAAGUACCGUACGGAGCUCAAGGAAGCUGACGAUCUACUCAUCCAUUAUCGAUCGGAACCGAGCUGUUACCCGUCGAAAGCUUACUUACGCGGAAACGAAAAGUGCAGGCUUGCGUUAACGGGGUUUCCCGAUGAGUUUUACGAUACCGAGUGGGAUUUGAUAAUGAUCGAUGCGCCUCGUGGAUACUUCCCGGAGGCACCAGGGAGGAUGGCGGCGAUAUUCUCGGCGGCUGUGAUGGCGAGGAACAGGAAAGGGUCGGGUGUGACGCACGUGUUCUUGCACGAUGUUAAUCGGCGAGUGGAGAAAGUUUUCGCCGAGGAAUUUUUGUGCCGGAAGUACUUGGUGAAGAGCGAGGGGAGACUUUGGCAUUUCGAGAUUCCACCAGCUUCCAACAGUAGCAGCGAUGACAGUGCCGGGUUUUGCUAAAAUGCGCCUUUUAAAAAAAUUUAAAACAAAUCUUAUAUUUAGUUAUUAAUAAAAUUAAUUUUUUUGAAAUAUUAAUUUUACUUUGUACUACUACCUGAUAAAUUAAAAUAUGGACGACGAUAUUGCCGGAGUUGUGAUGAUGAGAUAUACGUUUAAUAUAAUUAAAAGACAGGUGGACAUGGUUUAGGGUUGCCACUGCUAAAGUGGUGAGGCAAGCCCAUUUCACUUUAUUUUUUCUCCUCCUACUGUUUAAAUUCUUGUCCUAGUUGAGUAAAUGAGAUAAUUUUGGUAAAGUACCAUAGUGGUCUUUGGAAUAUGUUUUGUAAGCAAAGUCAUUCCUUCCAUCCAUCGUGUUGAGCAUUUGAAAAUGUAAUAAAAGUUGUUCUAUGUAUCUCUUGAUGUUUCUCGGAGAUAACUUUGUUUAUGGA
Messenger RNA from Gossypium raimondii (Peruvian cotton), 1368 nucleotides. RefSeq names its product probable methyltransferase At1g27930. The transcript has a single exon. Gene Ontology annotation, biological process: xylan biosynthetic process. The coding region runs from base 71 to 940 and encodes 289 amino acids. The record is from RefSeq and is a predicted model, not a curated record. Lineage: Eukaryota; Viridiplantae; Streptophyta; Magnoliopsida; Malvales; Malvaceae.